GUCAAACCCACUAUGUAAAUACGCAUCGCGACUUUAAAGAGGAAGUAGCUGGAGACACGUUCAGUGUGGAGGAUGGCGUUUCGUGCGCUCUUUCUCUCUGUGUCUUUGGCGCUCGCCUGCGCCGACCCGGUGGCCUACAAAGACUGCGGCUCUGAUGUAGGGAAGGCUGCAGCUGUUGAGGUAACCCCGUGUCCCAAAAUACCCUGCGAGCUUCAUAAAGGACAGUCUUAUUCUGUGAACGUGACCUUCAGCAGCUAUGUAGAAAGCAAGACGAGCAAAGCGGUGGUUCAUGGAAUCAUUGCUGGAGUGCCCAUUCCCUUUGCCAUUCCUGAUGACGAUGGCUGCAAGUCUGGAAUUGUCUGCCCGAUUGAGAAGAAGAGCUAUAGCUACAUGAAUCAGCUUCUGGUUAAGUUGGAAUAUCCCUCACUUAAACUGGUUGUGAAAUGGGAGCUGGUAGAUGACGCCAACAAAGACCUCUUCUGCGUGUUAAUCCCAGUCCAGAUUGUCAGUUAAGGGAAAGUCUGUACAUGCUAAAAGUACGGUAGAGGGAUAUCAUAAGUGGAAUUAUCUUUUCUUUUUUUGCUGCUCAUGUAAACUUCUUCUUUUGGAACUUUUCUUGUCAUGUUAAAGUGCACAAAUGCUUUGCUUACUCAUGACAUAGCUCAGGAUACUGAACCUGGAUUUUUGAAUAAUCAUUGCUAGACUUGUCCUUUUACAUGUGGAUUACCAUGUUUUCCUUAAUUUCAAAUUAAAAUAUUCUUUUCUAUUUAGGUCAGUGUACACCUGAAGAUUUAUUUUAACAUUUGGGGGGUGAUCUUACAACUUUAAUUAAAGAUUUUUAAAUGCAGAUUUAAUGAAGGCUUGACAAUAGUCCUUUACUAGUUUCAUAACAAUGAAAUGUUUUAUACUAAAUUGUUGUA
Messenger RNA from Scleropages formosus (Asian bonytongue), 920 nucleotides. RefSeq names its product NPC intracellular cholesterol transporter 2-like. Bases 73 to 513 code for a protein of 146 amino acids. Lineage: Eukaryota; Metazoa; Chordata; Actinopteri; Osteoglossiformes; Osteoglossidae. Gene Ontology annotation, biological process: cholesterol efflux; intracellular cholesterol transport. The record is from RefSeq and is a predicted model, not a curated record. The transcript has 5 exons. Gene Ontology annotation, molecular function: cholesterol binding.